Spathaspora passalidarum NRRL Y-27907 is the source of this 2240-nucleotide messenger RNA. It is a transcript of the gene PRT1, whose product is annotated as translation initiation factor eIF3 subunit b. The coding region runs from base 10 to 2142 and encodes 710 amino acids. Gene Ontology annotation, cellular component: eukaryotic translation initiation factor 3 complex. The record is from RefSeq and is a predicted model, not a curated record. The transcript has a single exon. Gene Ontology annotation, biological process: translational initiation. Gene Ontology annotation, molecular function: translation initiation factor activity; translation initiation factor binding; RNA binding. Lineage: Eukaryota; Fungi; Ascomycota; Pichiomycetes; Serinales; Debaryomycetaceae.
AAGAUAAAGAUGUCACUUACCGAAGAAGAAUAUCUUCAGCUUGAAAAGGAGAUCAAUUUGGACGAUAUUGAUUUCUCCGAUUUAGAAGAGAAAUACGAAGUCGACACCGGGUUAGACAACUAUGUUGUUGUUGACGGUGCCCCAAUCGCACCAGAAGCCAAGGUCCCAGUUUUGAUCAAGGUGUUGAAAAAGUUGUUCAGCACUGUUGGCGAAGUCGUUGAAGGCGACGACGGGAUCUACAUGCCUUUAGAAGGCGGUAAGUCCAAGGGUUACUUGUUUGUUCAAUUCAAGACCAGUGAAAUGGCCGAUGCUGCUAUCCGUCAAUUGCAUGGCAAGAAAUUGGAUCAAAAACACAGACUUUUAGUUAACAAGUUGAGCGAUAUUGAAAAGUUUGGUGCCGAAGGUGCUGUCCCAUCCGAAUUCAAGGAACCAGAAGUUGCCCCAUUCCACAGUCACGGAUACUUGAAGUCUUGGUUGCAAGACAAGCAAGGUAGAGACCAAAUGGUGUUGCACUUUUCCGACAGUGUUGGUGUCUACUGGAACAAGAAGAAGCAAGACCCAGAACCAGUCAUUGAACCAAGAAGAGCAUUCACUUCCAAGUAUGCCAAGUUCUCACCAAAAGGUACUUACUUAUUCUCCAUUCACCCUCAAGGUAUUCAAUCAUGGGGUGGUGAAGAUUUCAAGAGCAUUCAUAGAUAUAUCCACAACCAAGUCAGAUUAAUUGAUUUCUCCCCUAACGAAAAGUAUAUGGUUACUUUAUCCCCAGUUCCAAUCACUUUACCUGACCGUAUUUCCGACAGGGCUUCAUUCCCAUUUGGUCCUGAAUCUCAGGGCCACAAGUUGGUUAUCUGGAACUUGGCCACUGGUGAACCAGCCAAGACUUUUGCCUUGCCACCUCAUUUGGAAGGCCAAAAGGAAAUGCCAUGGCCUUUAGUCAAAUGGUCCCACGACGACAAGUACUGUGCUCGUCAAGGGCCAGAUGCCUUGGCUAUUUACGAAACCCCAAGUUUCCAAUUAUUGGACAAGAAGUUGGUCAAGAUUGAAGGUAUCCAAGAUUUCGAAUGGGCUCCAGCCGGUGUUCCAUUGCACAACAGCAAGACUCCCGGUGGUGAAUACGUGUUGAGUUACUGGACACCAGAAAGCACCAAUCAAACCGCCAGAGUUUCCUUGAUGCAAGUUCCUUCCAAGGAAGUGUUGAGAACCAUCAACUUGUUCCAAGUCAGUGGAUGUAAAAUGCACUGGCAAAAUGAAGGUAAGUUGUUGUGUGUCAAGGUUGAUCGUCAUACUAAAUCCGGUAAGACCGUUUUCUCCAACUUGGAAUUCUUUAGAACCAGUGAACGUGAUAUCCCGGUUGAGAAGCUUGAAUUGAAGGAAGUGGUUAUUAACUUCUCUUGGGAACCUAAGUCAGAAAGAUUUGUUACCAUUUCUAGAUUGGAUGACGGUAAUCCAAAUCCAGCCAUUCCAAAGAAUACCAUUUCUUUCUACGCUGUUGAAUCAGCCAAAGGUGGCAAAGCCCGUGUUUUCAAGAACUACAAGAAGAUUGAAAACAAGCAUUCCAACAGUGUGUACUGGUCUCCAAAGGGUAGAUAUGUUGUUGUUGCUACCAUUUCUAGAUCUUCUGGUGAAUUGGAAUUCUUUGAUGUUUCGUUUGACGAUGAAAACAAGAAGAAUCCUGCCAAUGUUAAAUUGUUGAACACCACCAAGUUCUCGGGUAUGACCAACUUGAGUUGGGAUCCAUCUGGAAGAUUUGUUGCUGCUUGGUCUUCAUCAUGGUUGCAUUCUAUUGAAAACGGUUACAGACUUUAUGAAUUCACCGGUAGUUUAUUGAGAGAACAAACCAUUGAUCAGUUUAGAGAAUUUAUCUGGAGACCAAGACCAGAAUCCUUAUUGACAUCUGGUGAUAAGAAGAAGGUCAGAGCCAACUUGAAGGAUCUUAGUGCUCAAUUCGAAGUUGACGAUGCCAUGGAGGCCGAUGCUGCUCUCAAGGAAGCCAUUUUGGCCCGUAAACAAGCCUUGGAAGAAUGGAGAAAGUACAGAGCUAAGCAUUUGGGUAAGAAGGUGCAAACCAAUGAAGUUCAAGCCGAGAUUAUCGAAGAAAUCAAGGAAGAAAUCAUUGAAGAAAAGGAAGAAAUUGUCGAGUAGUUUUAUCUGUGUAUUAAUAGUCUAUGUACAAGCAUUAAUUCUAGUUUUAAGCGGCAGCCUUGGUUUUUAAUUGUAAACCAUGCCAGUUCUUGAUUUCG